UUUUCCACUAUGAGUAAAGUAUAUAAAUCUACGUUUGAGUUUGGCUUAUCACUCAUCUCAAUCCAUUAACAUAUGUAGGCAUGGCUGAAUCUGACAAGGAAAUAGGAGGUAAGAAUGAAUUGACAAGUCCAAAUGGGUGCAGAGAGCUGGAGAGGCUCCUUCCAAUAGCGAACGUGAGCAGGAUCAUGAAGAAGGCGUUACCAGGCAACGCCAAGAUCUCAAAGGAAGCCAAGGAAACGAUGCAAGAGUGUUUAUCUGAGUUCAUCAGCUUCAUCACAGCAGAGGCGUCUGAUAAGUGCCAGAACGAGAAGAGGAAGACAAUCAACGGUGAUGAUCUUGUGUGGGCCAUGACCACUCUGGGUUUUGAAGACUACGUGCAGGCUCUCAAGGGUUACCUUCACAAGUACAGGGACAUGGAGGGAGAGAAGACUAAUUAUUCUUUCAUUGGGAGGCAGCAGCAGAAUCAGCAGGGUGAUGAUGAUGCUGUUGGUAGUGGGGUGUCAAUGCCAUCAUCAUCCACUAGCUAUCACCAUCAAGGGGUUAUGUAUGCAUCUGGAAAUGUUUGGAAGAGCUAGUUAGAUAGGUGGCAAGUUAAUUUUUUAAUGCUUCUUUCAUGUUCUCAUAGUUAUGUUUGAUUUUGGAAUCAAUACAUGCAUCUCUUUGUCUUC
Molecule: messenger RNA, 668 nt
Organism: Lotus japonicus
Lineage: Eukaryota; Viridiplantae; Streptophyta; Magnoliopsida; Fabales; Fabaceae
Product: nuclear transcription factor Y subunit B-3-like
Exons: 1
Coding region: 81-575 (164 amino acids)
Biological process (GO): regulation of transcription by RNA polymerase II
Cellular component (GO): CCAAT-binding factor complex
Molecular function (GO): protein heterodimerization activity; RNA polymerase II cis-regulatory region sequence-specific DNA binding; DNA-binding transcription activator activity, RNA polymerase II-specific
Source: RefSeq, a predicted model, not a curated record